Messenger RNA from Ceratitis capitata (Mediterranean fruit fly), 1447 nucleotides. RefSeq names its product Protein phosphatase 1 regulatory subunit 14B. Gene Ontology annotation, biological process: regulation of phosphorylation. Gene Ontology annotation, cellular component: cytoplasm. The transcript has 6 exons. The coding region runs from base 917 to 1291 and encodes 124 amino acids. NCBI's taxonomy places the organism in Eukaryota, Metazoa, Arthropoda, Insecta, Diptera, Tephritidae. The record is from RefSeq and is a predicted model, not a curated record. Gene Ontology annotation, molecular function: protein serine/threonine phosphatase inhibitor activity.
CUUUGAAUGGUGCUCACCGUGUUCUGUGCUACUCCGAAAAACUCGUUUUAAAGUGCAAAAGCAUUUUUCAGGUGCUUCUUGCAAACACAUUUUCAAUAAAUGCUAUAUGAAAAUCGCGUUAUUGGCAAUAUAUUUAGCUUAGCUUAGCGUUGCAAGUUGAACAUUAAAGUGUGUACAUAGUUUUUUUGUGUUAAAGCAGAAUAUAAGAAAAAAAAAUAAAACUUCCGCAAUUGUGUACUAAGUUUGUUUUUCCAACGUUGAUGGCAAAAAUUAUUAAAGCGUAAAGUAAAAGUGUGUAUGCAGGCAUUUAGGAAAUUUUCCUAAAGUGUAGUGGCAUUAAUAACAUUUUAGUAGCUGUAGCUCACACGCUCAUUUCCUUCGUUCAACUUAAUCACAAUUGGCUGAGUUUUAUAAUAAAUGCACGCCAGCAAUCACAAACUUAUUGGGUCUACUCGUAUAACAUUACAGCAGCAGUUGCAGUAACAGCUAUUCAAAGCAAAAAAAAGAGCAAAUACUUUUGCAGCGAAAAGCAUUGACCAACGCAAGCGGUAAUUAAAUUGUAGCCAAUUUUGGCAUUUAAUUGAGAACCAUACAAACGGUGCGAUCAGUAAAAAGGCAUGGCGAAGUAGACAAACAUAGUAUUAUCAAUCAAACGCCCCCAGUACUUUAAUUGACAUAGAAGGCUGAUUAUAAUUGAACUGAGAAGUACUCGUACACCUAAAGACGUUAACUAAAGCACCAACAUUACAACUUAAACCGUAAAGCAAAGUCGUCAAGUACUCAUACACGUAUACUACAUAGUCCAAGUAAUAUACAAAAGUACAACAGCUGGUGCAGAUAAGUCACCAUACAUUAAAGUAUACGUUAAAAGAGAGUAGGAAGUAAAACAACAAAAACACACUCAUACAGGCAAAAAAUGCAGUGUGGACUGGAACAAAUGAAUGACUGCGAGCGCUCACCGAACCGGACCAAUCUUCGCGUCAACUUCAAUGAGAAGGGUGCUGAGGUGAAGGAGCGACGUGAAAAGUUCCUCACAGCAAAGUAUGGUUCACAUCAGAUGAGUUUGAUACGUAAACGUUUGGCGGUUGAAAUGUGGCUGUACGAUGAACUGCAGAAACUCUUUGAUCCACCGAGUGAAGCUAUCGAUGUGGAUAUAGAUGAAAUUCUAGAUAUGGACACCGAUGACAUAAGAAGAUCUCAUUUGAUACGACUGCUGUCAGUCUGUAAACGUCCACAAGCAGACAUAUCCAAAUUCAUCAGUGAUUUACUUGAUCGUGCAAAGACACUGUAAAUAAUUUGCGCCGGCGCAAUAUUUCAUUACUCUCAUAUUAAUGCAUAUAUACAUAAGGAUGAAAAAUAUAAGUUGUAAGUUUAGUUUACCAAAAAAACAAAAGGAAACUAGUUAUUUAAUUGAAGUAAUGUGCAGUUUAAUAUAAAAAAAAAAAAC